GCUGACAACGCUAAGAUGGCCAAAAAAAGCCCAGAGGGUUCGUGGAGUGCUAGGAGGAGAGGGGGUUUGGUGUGGAAGCAGCAGAAAUGGCCAGCAAAGUGUUGGAUCUGAUAUACUGGCGGAAUUUGGCAACCACCGGGGUGGUGUUUACAGGUUUGGUUGUGGGUUUGGCUUCGUUGUUUCAGCUCAGUGCCAUUACAAUCCUGUCCAACCUCGGUUUGGGCAUUAUGGCCUUUACCCUCCCUGUACGCUUGCUUUACAAAGCCAUGACAGUUACCCGUCUCAAUGAUGGAUCGCAUCCCUUCCAGUCAUAUUUGGAUGAGGACCACACGCUGACAGACGAGGACACAGUUCGCAUGGCGGAACAAAUGGUUCUGCUGUUUGCAACGGCUGUCAGUGAGCUGAAGAGGCUGUUCUUCAUCGACAGCAUCAUGGACUCAGUGAAGUUUGUUGUGUUCCUAUAUUUGUUGACCUAUGUGGGGGUCCAAGCCAACGGUCUCACGCUGGUGAUGUCCGGUGUGAUAUGCGCUUUUUCUCUGCCAUUGCUGUAUAAACUCCAGCAGGAGAGGAUCGACAAGGUGGUAAAAGCAAUCAAACUCCUUGUGGAAAAAAUCACUGAAAUGGUUGAUCUUGUGGUUUCUCUGGCCAAACCUUCCCCAGCCCCAGCACCUCCUCCUGCCCCUGCAUUAAAACAUAAACAGAAGACUAAAUGAACAGAAGUGUGGUGAGAAGCAGAAAUGUGGAGCUCACUGAACAAACAAAGAAAGUCUUACGGUGCAGCUGAAGUCCUGUAUGUCAGACAGGUUCAAGGGUUUGAGGCUUAUGAAUGAACAUUAUGUUUUACAGUAACACUCAAGGUGCUAGGAGACACUUCAUUAACUAUUUUGAAAAUAAUUAAAGCGACAGGACACCAAAAAAGAAAAGAAAACUCAUCAUUUACUCAGCCUCCACUUAUUUCAAACCCAUUUGAGUUUAUUUCUUCUGUUGAACACAAACUAAUAUAAUUUGAAGAAUGUUAAAAAGAAAAUCGCCAUUGAUUUCUAUAUAAUAUAUAGAUUUUUUUUUUCAACAGAAAUGAAAAAGGGAUUUGGAAUCACCUGAGGGUGAAUAAAUGAGUGCAUUUUCAUCUUUGGGUGAACUUUCCAUUCAUUUUAUUUAACAUAAACUCUCUUUUAUAAUUAAUAACUAUAUACAGAUGUGUAAUAUUUAUAAUUACUGGUUCAUUUUGCCUAACCAAGCUUUUUUUUUUUUUUUACACUGAUUUUCAUAUUAAAUGGUGAACCUAUAGUGACAGUUGUAAGUAUGUUAUUGUCCACUAGAGAGCGCAAUGCGACCACAAAAUCACGACAGUUCUGGGUCAAGUUGUAGAAAUUCUGCCAUGUAAAACUUUUUAAAACAUUAGAGCUUAAAGUGAGGAUGUUUGGUAUUUUAUUCAAUAUUCAAUACGUAAUGUUUUGCGUUUCAGAUUUAAAACUAAUUUAUGUCACUUUAAAACAAGUCAUGUUUUGCUUCCCUGUGUUUGUGCAUCUUUUGUGCGACAUGACCCCAAGUAAACACGUGUUUUCAAUGUUA
Danio aesculapii is the source of this 1572-nucleotide messenger RNA. It is a transcript of the gene rtn2b, whose product is annotated as reticulon 2b. The coding region runs from base 87 to 713 and encodes 208 amino acids. The transcript has 7 exons. Lineage: Eukaryota; Metazoa; Chordata; Actinopteri; Cypriniformes; Danionidae. The record is from RefSeq and is a predicted model, not a curated record.